Molecule: messenger RNA, 999 nt
Organism: Pollicipes pollicipes
Lineage: Eukaryota; Metazoa; Arthropoda; Thecostraca; Pollicipedomorpha; Pollicipedidae
Product: putative uridine nucleosidase 2
Exons: 5
Molecular function (GO): hydrolase activity, hydrolyzing N-glycosyl compounds
Source: RefSeq, a predicted model, not a curated record
AUUUCAGGUAGUCGUCCAACUCGGCGAAAAUUGCGUCGUUUGGCACUAGUUGUACUCUCCGAAAUGAAGCGCCUGGAACCGCCCCUGCUCGGGCCAAUAGGCCCCUCCUCGCGGGCUGACCGGGCGGACAGGCCUCUCCUCGCGGGCGACACGCACCCGUUUACAAAGUAUAUACAACCUUCGAGCCGCCCCGUCUGCCUGCGCUUAUCCCGUCACUCUGCGCUCGGUCACUGCCGCGUGACGGGCCGUGUCGGAUUGAGCUCUGCGCGUGCUGCUUUAGGGUUAUCGUGACGCUGACCAGCCGGUGACGUUCCAGCACGCUUCAUGUCGAACCCAGAACCUCACGUCACAGAAGAGGGCGCAAGCGCGCCGUCGUCGGUGCGUUUCGUCGUCGUGGAUACGGACCUGGGCGUCGACGACGCUCAAGCUAUCGGCAUGCUGCUGUCGGCCGAGCGGCGUGGCGAGCUGCGCGUACUGGGAAUCACCACCGUGGCCGGCAACACCAGCGUCAAGAACGCCACGCGCAAUACACGCCGCCUGCUCGCCACAUACGGCCGUCUGGACGUGCCUGUGUAUGCUGGCGCUCACUGCUUCCUGCUGAGUGGAACAGAUGACCCCCCUGACCAAUACCACGGGGAGAACGGGCUCGGUAACGCCCGCUUCGAGGAGCCGCUGCCCGCAGUCAAACAGCGGCCGGAGCAUGCCGUGACGGCACUCUCUCGCCUCGCCAGCGAGCACAAAGGGGAGCUGACGGUCGUGGCACUGGGACCACUAACAAAUAUCGCCUUGGCUGCACGCAUGGACCAGGAGUUCAUGACGAAUAUCAAUGAUAUCUACCUUAUGGGUGGAAACUACACAGGCCUCGGCAACGUGACGCCGUCCGGCGAGUUCAACUUCGUCUGCGACCCGGAGGCGGCGAACAUCGUGCUCGCGUCCGUGCGCCGACCAAUCUUAAUCGCCUCGUGGGAGGUCUGCCUCAACCACGGCCUCGACAUGGUC